AUGUUAAAAACAACUCUGAUAAAAAAAAUAAUGUUAAAAAAAACUCUGAUAAACUCUCCAAAACGUCGCCGCUGCUCAUCCGUCUCCGCCGUUGGUAACGUCGCGAAUAGAUCGAUCAUGGUUUCUGUUUCCCUCCCGAAAGAACUCAUCCUCGAGAUAUUGUCAAGAUUGCCUGCAAAGUCAGUUAAAAGGUUUCAUUGUGUGUCGAAGCAAUGGUCAUCAAUGCUUAGUCGUCCACAUUUCACAGAGUUGUUCCUGACCAGGUCCUCCUCUGCUCAGCCGCGUCUCUUAUUCGCCAUCGAAAAACGUAAUCAGUGGAGCUUCUUCUCGUUGCCUCAGCAUCUGACUCCAUAUGAGAAGUCUUCGUCGUUGUCUCUUGUAGUAACCCCUGAAUUUCACAUGAAGUUCCCUCCAGAUGGUAUGCAGAUCUAUCCUCGUCAUGACCGACGGUUUUCAUGUGGCUAUGCCUCUGGUUUGAUGUAUUUCUAUGGUAUGUGGAUCAACGAGAGGGCUUAUGAUGGAGUGCCUGUGAUAUGUAACCCUAUAACAGGACGGUAUGCGACCUUACCGUUUCUGGAAAGGUACAGAAAGGCGUUUAGCUUUUUCGGGUUUGAUCCGAUUGACAAGCAGUACAAGGUGUUGUUCAUGGCUUACCCAUCUGGUCCUGAUCCUCAUAGAGUUCUGACAUUUGGAGCUGGUGAAAUGAGUUGGAGAAAGAUAGACUGUUCAGUAAGACAUGACAUCGCCAGUGAUGGGAUAUGCAUCGAUGGAGUUGUGUAUUACGUAGGUGAUACAUCUGAGUUUAUGACUGCUUUUGUGGUAGUUUGUUUUGAUGUUAGGUCUGAGACAUUCAGCUUCAUUUACCCAGGAAGCUAUUGUGAAGUGAUAAACUACAAGGGAAAGUUAGGUUUGAUUUUUUAUGAUGAUUACGCUGAUGAUGCUAUUGAGUUGCGUCUGUGGGUUCUAGAGGACAAGGAGAAAAUGGAGUGGUCAAAGUAUGCCUACAAGUUGAGGGAUGAUAAAUUCUUGGCUAAUUACGUUUCCAUUGUUGGAGUGAGUGCUGCGGGUGAGAUUGUUCUGUCAAUGGCUGAUUAUAUGUCUAAACAACAGUUUUAUGUGUUCUACUUCAAUCCCGAAAGGAACACACUCCAAUGUGUUGAAAUUCAAGGCUUUGAAGAAUACCAUGGAGUGUUCGACAAGCGUAGCAGAGUCCGCGUCUUUGUAGAUGAUUGCAGUAGUUUCUACCGUUUUGCAGACCAUGUUGAGUAUCUAAAUGUUGACGAACCGAAGCUGCUGAAGUCAAAAAUCUAUGAUGGUCCAAAUGCGAAGGUAGAAGAAGAAGAGGAAGAAGAAGAAGAAGAAGAAGAAGAAGAAGAAGAAGAAGAAGAAGAGGAUGAAGAUGAAGAUGAAGAUGAAGAUGAAGAUGAAGAUGAAGAAGAAGAAGAUGAAGAUGAAGAUGAAGAAGAAGAAUAAGAUCAAUUGAGUUAGGGUAAAAGCAAUGGGCAUGUCUUUUGGUGCUUAUCUAUGAGGUUACGUUCUUUAGUUGUGUAAUAAGUGAAGUUUUUGUCUGGUAAAUCCCAUCUCUCUUAAGUACUAAAUCGCUGAUUCUAGAGUUUACUGUGUCUUGUAGCAGAUUGCAGUAAAUCAGUUUUGCCAAAUACUGUCGAUUUCUUUGUUUGGUUAAAGUAGAAUGUUACCAAUAA
Molecule: messenger RNA, 1703 nt
Organism: Arabidopsis lyrata subsp. lyrata
Lineage: Eukaryota; Viridiplantae; Streptophyta; Magnoliopsida; Brassicales; Brassicaceae
Product: F-box protein At1g47340
Exons: 2
Coding region: 1-1473 (490 amino acids)
Molecular function (GO): protein binding
Source: RefSeq, a predicted model, not a curated record